UGAAAAUGGCUGACUGCAAAAUGAAGACAUUUAAACAUCAUUCAGUUCUAAAUGUGUUGGAACACAUGCCACAAAGGUUGCAGCAUGAACGGAACAGUCAGACAGAUCACCGUGGCCACAGACCCAGGGAUCCCUUAUUUCCUGCGAGUUGACUUUGCCGGCGACCUUGGUGCUGGCUUCACGCUCGCUCUCUCCGAUCUCAUCUCUGCGUGGAACGGAGAAGUUUCAGAAGAUGAGGUUCGGGAGGAGGCCAGCCACAUGGAGGUCCCGAUGGAGAGAUACGUCGAGGAUCUUCAUCAAGCACUGAUGGGCGGCGGAGACGGGAGGAGAGCCGAUGACGUAGACGUCUAUUCUUUCCAGCUCACUCCGGAUCGCCGUCAACUCUCUUAUCACAAAAUGUGUGACGGUGUCCCGGUGCGUUUGGGCUCUUUAACGCUUCAGCCCGCUCCAGAUCCGUUUGCGCUGAUCCGGGAGUUGAUUCGACAGUCGCUCAAACGCAACACGAACCUGGUGAAGGAAAACUCGCAACUAUUGGAGGAGAACCGUAAAUUGAAAGAGCAUCACGCGCAAAUCCUUCAAGAGCUCGAACAUCGUGUUCAGGAUAAGGAAACGAUGACAAGGGACCUGUACGGCCGUUUUGUUCUGGUGCUCAAUGAGAAGAAGGCUAAGAUCAGGAGCCUGCAGGAUGAGAUUAGUCAGCUCCGACCGACUGCCCCCGUUCAAAGGAAGCAAAGAGCAACUUCAAGUGAGGACGACAGCCCAGACAGUCAAGAGGAGACAUUUCAGGACAGCCAUCCAUCGCUGGAACCAACCAUCCUCAUCGCAGCCUAUACUACAAGAAGUUGACAGUCAAGGACACGUGACUACGGAGCGGCCCACGACAAAAAUGACUUUGACACCUCAGCUCUAGAUAAAGGA
Messenger RNA from Syngnathus acus (greater pipefish), 918 nucleotides. RefSeq names its product DNA repair protein XRCC4-like. The record is from RefSeq and is a predicted model, not a curated record. Gene Ontology annotation, molecular function: DNA binding. Gene Ontology annotation, biological process: response to X-ray; double-strand break repair via nonhomologous end joining; positive regulation of ligase activity. Bases 52 to 846 code for a protein of 264 amino acids. Gene Ontology annotation, cellular component: DNA ligase IV complex; nucleus; DNA-dependent protein kinase-DNA ligase 4 complex. NCBI's taxonomy places the organism in Eukaryota, Metazoa, Chordata, Actinopteri, Syngnathiformes, Syngnathidae. The transcript is spliced from 7 exons.